UUUUCCAUUUUAUUAUCCACAACAAUACCCACGCGCGCACACACACUCUCCACUGUGCGACUUUUUAGUUUUCCACCAUGGUUGCUGCUGUGCUGGAAACCCUGUCUAUCCCACGCGCCUCCGCUCUUCCUUCGGCUUCUUUGGGAGCGGUCGCUGGAUCCUCCGUUUCUCGCCGGAGCUCCGUCAGGUUCUCCGAUUUCAGAGGUCUUAAGAUCCAGCCUGUCCGCUCUUCUUCUUCUUCGGUGAUUUCUAGAUCCGGAAUCGACCGCCGUGGUAGUCGUAUCGUCUGCGAGGCACAAGAAACCGCUGUUGAAGUGCCAGCUGUCACCGAUUCAACUUGGAAGUCUCUUGUACUCGAUUCCGAUUUGCCCGUUCUGGUAGAAUUUUGGGCGCCGUGGUGUGGGCCAUGCCGCAUAAUCCACCCUGUUAUCGACAAGCUGGCUAAGCAGUAUGCUGGAAAGCUCAACUGCUAUAAAGUCAACACCGACGAGAGCCCUUCGAUUGCUACACAAUACGGUAUCCGAAGCAUACCGACUGUCAUAAUAUUUAAGAGCGGGGAGAAGAAAGAAGCAGUCAUCGGUGCUGUUCCAGAGUCGACAUUAACUACCUGCAUAGAGAAGUUCUUGUAGAAUUAAUGAGUGCAUAAAUAUUCUCUUCUUUCUUGCAAUCAAAACUAACUGUCUUGUGAAAAUGGCUCUAUUGAAUCGUAAGUGUAUAAAUGUAUGCUUUCGGGGAAUCAUGUGACUUGGCAUUGGGUGUCCCGAAAAGAUUUUGCUUGCGUCAAAUCUCAGAUUUUUCUAUGGA
Molecule: messenger RNA, 804 nt
Organism: Erythranthe guttata (spotted monkey flower)
Lineage: Eukaryota; Viridiplantae; Streptophyta; Magnoliopsida; Lamiales; Phrymaceae
Cellular component (GO): cytoplasm
Molecular function (GO): protein-disulfide reductase activity
Source: RefSeq, a predicted model, not a curated record